AUGCUUUCUAAUGUAAAUAAUGGGUGUUAAGCAUAAUUAAUAUUACUUUUGUUAGCAAUAAAUAUUUUGAUUGGAACAGGUGCUGCUGUAUUAUUUACAUACAUGAGUGCUAAUUCUUGCUCUAGAGCAUUUUAAGCCGCAGCUGGGGCUUCAUAUACAUAUAUUCUUUUAAGUUUUCUUUAAUUGACUGUGACUUAUACCUGGAAACAGAUACCAGUUUAGCUUAUGUUUUUAUUGCAUUUAUUUGUUUUUUUGGAUUCUAUAGUCACAUUGGCAUUUUCUGUUACCCAAUCGUUUUGCGGGUAUAAUAUUUGUAUCGCAGGUCUUAAUGAAACAGAGUUCUAUAGCUGGUUUAAUGGUUCAAUUGUUAAAAGUUAAAUAUAAGUAUCCUGCUAUGAUAGUACAAGUGUUGAAUCAGAAAUUUUGAGAGUAGCGAAGUAAUAUUAAGGUAGUGCAUAAUUUAAUUAUGGGGAUCAAUAUAGCAUAAAUUACGGAUGGCCUAUAUCAAUAAGUGUUUUAAUGAUGUUGAUUACUUUUUUAACUCUAUUAAUCACAUACAAAGCUAUAUAUAGUUGUGAUGGGUGUGUAAUAAGAAAGUCUGAUUUUUAAAAGACAUAUUUUUAAUUUUCUGAUGAUGAAGAUGAUGACGAAGAAAGUUGA
Tetrahymena thermophila SB210 is the source of this 660-nucleotide messenger RNA. Its product is annotated as AAA family ATPase. NCBI's taxonomy places the organism in Eukaryota, Ciliophora, Oligohymenophorea, Hymenostomatida, Tetrahymenidae. The transcript is spliced from 3 exons. The record is from RefSeq and is a predicted model, not a curated record.